AUGAGCCCUGAAUAUCAGAAAAAUCAAAAUGUGCGCCUCAAAGAGCGACUAUGUCAGGUCACUUGGGGCUGGUACUCGAUGUCCAUGGCUACAGGUGGUAUUGCGGUUCUGCUCUAUAACACACCUUACCAAUUCGCCGGCCUCGAAACCAUUGGGAAGAUUGUAUACAUCUUCAAUUUGGUUCUUUUUCUCUCAAUAACUCUUAGCUUGGGCUUCCGUUUCCUUACCAAGUCAUCGGCCCUGAAGGAAUCCUUCCAGCACUCAAACGAGACCCACUUUGUAGGCACUUGCCCUUUGGCGUUUGCAACUAUCAUCAUCGGAGCUGAGAGCUACGGUACAAGUGCUUGUGGACCAUGGCUCCAAGCCGUCCUACACAUCAUCUUUUGGAUCUAUGUCGCUAUCUCCAUCAUUGAGGCUGUCUUCCACAAUUGGUAUCUGUAUCACCAUAGCAUGGCCAGUCAACAGCCAUUUGCACUGGUCCGACUACUACCUUCCUUCCCAGCCAUGCUUUCCGGUACAAUUGCGUCGGUUCUCGCAUCCAAGCAGCCCCCAAAGCACGCCUUGCCCAUUAUCAUUGGCGGCACAACAUUACAAGGGUUCGGGUUCCUGAUGUCUUUGUUCGUCUACGGAGAAUACUUCUACCGCUUGAACAAAAGCGGCCUUCCGAAACCAGCUGAGCGACCGGAGAUGUUCAUCGCUGUGGGUCCAUGGAGCUUCACAGCUCUUGCCCUGAUCGGCAUGGCGAAAGCAGCGGUGGAGAAGUUUCCGUCCCGAUACAUAAUAUCUUAUGCGGAUUCGUCUUCUAGUGAAACUAUCACUGUGACGACUGGGGAUAUUGUUCUGGUCAUUGCCGCCCUAGCGGGGGUUUUCUUGUGGGCGAUCGCGUUUUUCUGUCUUUGUAUCGCAAUAGCCAGCGUGUUGGCGCUCUGUAAGCUUUGUGGAGGUGCUGGGGCACCUGGCAUGUCGCUUCCGUAUUGGAGUAUGGUGUUUCCGAAUACUGGGUUCGUGAUUGCGACAAUAAGGAUUGGACAGGUGUUGCAGUCUGAAGCGGUGCUGUGGGUUGCUUCCGCUAUGACUAUCUUGCAGGUGGCAAUAUGGCUGAUUGCAAGUGUGGCAACUAUAUGGGCUGUAUGGACACGGCGGAUGUUGUGGCCUGAAGAUGCAGAGCCAGACGAAAGAGAAAAGGAAUGUUAA
Molecule: messenger RNA, 1194 nt
Organism: Aspergillus pseudotamarii
Lineage: Eukaryota; Fungi; Ascomycota; Eurotiomycetes; Eurotiales; Aspergillaceae
Product: tellurite-resistance/dicarboxylate transporter family protein
Exons: 1
Coding region: 1-1194 (397 amino acids)
Biological process (GO): malate transmembrane transport
Cellular component (GO): membrane
Molecular function (GO): malate transmembrane transporter activity
Source: RefSeq, a predicted model, not a curated record